AUGACCAUCUCUGUCUCACGUUUGCAGGUGCAGCAGUACUUUGAGAAGGGCAAGGUCAGCAGGAAGCUCUGUGGCUUCACGGAACGCUAUGGUGCCAUCCUCCCACCAUCCCGGGAGCAGUCCAGACUGGCAGGGCUCCAGCAAUUCCUGCAGAGCCUGCAGCCGGGGGUGACCAAAACUCCUGCCGCCGCCCCCCCAGAGGAGGCUGAGGUUGAGGCCAUGCGCGCUGCUUCCCCACUGAUGCACAUCGAAGGCUUCCUCACAGCCCUCACCACUGCCAACCAGGAUGGCAGAGCCAUCCUGAGCCGCCAAGGCAGCCUCAGCCAGAGCAGCCUCAAAUUCUUGCUCCUGAAUCCAGCCGUGCAGUUUGCCCAGGUGGUAAAAGAAUGCCGGGCAAUGGUCAUUGCAGGGGGCACCAUGCAGCCGGUGUCUGACUUCCGGGAGCAGCUGCUGACCUGGGCUGGGACGCAAUCCGAGCGCGUGGUGGAGUUUUCCUGUGGUCGUGUGAUCCCACCAGAUAACAUCCUGCCCCUGGUCCUCUGCAGUAGGCCCACCGGCCAGCAGCUGGAGUUCACCUUCCAGCAGAGAAAGCUGCCUGCAAUGCUGGAGGAGACAGGGCGCAUUCUCUGCAACCUGUGCAACGUGAUCCCUGGGCAGCUGGUCUGCUUCUUCCCUUCCUAUGAGUACCAGCGCCAGGUCCUUGGCCACUGGGACAAGAGUGGUCUGCUGGCCCGCCUGACUGUCAGGAAAAAGCUCUUCCAGGAGCCCAAGAGAGCCAGCCAAGUGGAGCAGGUCCUGGCCGCAUAUUCCAAAUGCAUACAGAGGUGUGGACAGGCAGGAGGCCCAUUGACCGGGGCCCUGCUCCUCUCUGUGGUGGGAGGGAAGAUGAGUGAAGGGAUCAACUUCGCAGACGACCUGGGCCGGUGCAUGGUAAUGGUGGGCAACAUCCAGUCUCCUGAGCUGCAGGAGAAGAUGGCCUACUUGGAUCAGCACCUUCCCAGGAGCCCAGGGCAGGUGCCCCCAGGGAAGGCACUGCUGGAGAACCUGUGCAUGAAGGCUGUCAACCAGUCCAUCAGUGAGGCCAUCCGCCACCAGAGGGACUUUGCCAGCAUUGUGCUCCUGGACCAGCACUACACCAGGCCCCCAGUGCUGGCGAAGCUGCCGGCCUGGAUCCGAGACUGUGUCAAGAUCAAAGCCACUUUUGGCGCUCAGUUCCUUGCACUGCGGAAGUUUCACAAGGAGAAGGCGGGGCCCUCCUGAUGGCAGCCUCAUCGCUGCCGGCCCUGGUCCCUGCUAUGUGCCGCCUUUGGAGUCCCCACCAGCCCCCACCCUGAGCCAGAAGCUGCCAGGAUCAGGGUUGCACAGUGAAGCCAGCAGGAGUGGAUGGAACAUUGGGUCCUGCCACACUGGGGCCCAGCCCAGGGCAGCUCACGAUCUGCCUGGGCACAAGAGCAGUCCCCACUGCUCUAAACACCCACCUUCCUAUGUGGAGGUCCACCGUGCCCCUUCCCUCAGCACAGAAGGGCAGAAGACUCUGUG
Cavia porcellus (domestic guinea pig) is the source of this 1539-nucleotide messenger RNA. RefSeq names its product ATP-dependent DNA helicase DDX11-like. Gene Ontology annotation, biological process: establishment of sister chromatid cohesion; nucleobase-containing compound metabolic process. The record is from RefSeq and is a predicted model, not a curated record. Lineage: Eukaryota; Metazoa; Chordata; Mammalia; Rodentia; Caviidae. Bases 1 to 1260 code for a protein of 419 amino acids. Gene Ontology annotation, molecular function: DNA helicase activity; hydrolase activity, acting on acid anhydrides, in phosphorus-containing anhydrides; ATP binding. Gene Ontology annotation, cellular component: nucleus. The transcript is spliced from 13 exons.